AACCUCUCGUGACGCGCAGCCGCUGUUGGAGGCCGACGAGACGAGCCUGGACAAGGAGAAGGAGGCUGUCCGGCUGAUGCUCGCCACGGACCGCUACCCUGUCGGCCAGCAGCACCCCGACGGCUACCAGCCGUACCACGAUCAGACAUUGCAGUCCUCGCGUCGGCACCGGUCCACGUCGCCGUGGUACCGGCGCCUGCUCGACCCAGACUGCCUCUCGCUCGAGACGUGCCUGGGUGCGGGCCCACUGUCUGGCUGGGAGAUGGUGCUCACCUCUUUGACGGUGUUCGCCGGCGCCACCGCCACCGUGGCUGCAACCUUCUUCAGUAUCCGAGACACGCUACGCUACGCCACCUUUACGCCGCCCUGCCUCACAAACGUGACGCAGGCCUCCAAGAUACUGUCCAUUAUAACAGACGGCAUGAUCGCCAUCUAACUCCUCAUAAGCCAUUCCCCUUCAACACGGUGUUCAAUACGAUAUUUCUCAAGUCAACCACGACCAGCCCGCAGCGCUGCCUGUGAACUUUCUUCCAAUUUUAAAACAAUUGUUUUCCUGCAGUUAUAUACUCAUAUGAAUUGGCAAAACGGCGGUACAGGUCCGAGCCCCCGUCCCCUCUCCUCUCUCUCUCUCUCCUCUGUCCUUCCCUCAAGUGUUUCUCUCAACCACAGGCUAUGUGGAUUGUAUUGUGAUCUCUAGAUUUUUUUAAAGGAUGAAUAAAAAAACACUAGUCUUA
Messenger RNA from Frankliniella occidentalis (western flower thrips), 734 nucleotides. RefSeq lists its product as uncharacterized. The record is from RefSeq and is a predicted model, not a curated record. The transcript has 2 exons. NCBI's taxonomy places the organism in Eukaryota, Metazoa, Arthropoda, Insecta, Thysanoptera, Thripidae. Bases 77 to 436 code for a protein of 119 amino acids.